Prorocentrum cordatum is the source of this 483-nucleotide messenger RNA. Lineage: Eukaryota; Dinophyceae; Prorocentrales; Prorocentraceae. The record is from the annotation of a GenBank genome assembly.
AUGCAGUUCAACAUCGCCACGUGCUGCUUCGACAGGAGCACCCGCAUCUUCGACAUGCGCGACAAGAGCGUUUCGGCGUGCCUCCAGCUGCACAACGACGACGUCAUCGGCGGGGCGGGGACGCGCUACAUAGAGCCCAGGUCUGGUUCUGGCUCGCGCCACCGCAGGGAUGCCUUGCAGGCCAUCCGCGACCUCGGCAUCCACGGCGCUUGGUGGUCCCACGCUGGCCUCCCGGACUCCCUCGUAGGCCUCGACUUCUCGCCCACGCGGGGCCUGCUCGCCACGGGCUCGGACGACGGCAAGAUCGGGAUCUGGGACUCGAGGACCUGGAAGCCCCAGCUGACCAUCGACACCAAGGCUCACGUCAGCCAGGACAACGAGGUCAAGCGCGUGGCCUUCAGCCCCAACGGCCAGUUCCUCGCCGCCGCCUGCUCGUCCGGCAAGGUGCUGGUGUACGACAUCCUGGAGGCCGGCGGGAAGGAG